AAAAUAGAAAUGUCAAAAAUUCCAACCUUUUUGAGGGGGAUAUGCUUCUAACUCCAUCUCAACGGUACGCGGCCAUGGUAGGAGGUGAUGUCAGUAAAGCAGAAAUGGGACGAGCUUCAGUGUUUAAGAACCUCUGGCCUGGUGCUGUACUGCCUUACGUCAUUGACAACGAACUCAAACGAAGCAGUCGUGCAAUGAAUGCUAUCCGUGAGUCAAUGAAGAUUUGGGAAACCAAGACAUGCGUUCGAUUCAAGCAAAGGACCACGGAAAGAAACUACGCCUAUUUUCAUAAAGGAGCAGGGUGCACGUCAUAUGUUGGGGUGCAAGGUGGUCGACAAAUGAUAUCUCUGGCUUCAGGAUGUUGGCACACAUACAUUACAGUACAUGAAAUAGGUCAUUGUCUUGGUUUUUACCAUGAGCAGUCCAGACCAGACCGAGAUAACUACGUCAACAUUUACUGGAACAACAUCUAUCCYCAGUACAAGUUCGCGUUUAACAAGUAUCCCAGGAGCACUAUUGACAGCUUGGGAACACCUUAUGACUACAAAAGUAUUAUGCAUUACGAAGCAUAUGACUUCAGCAAAAACAGACGAGUGACUAUUGCAGCUAAAAAGUCUGGGAUCGUCCUCAGUAACAGGGUUGGACCUACCGAUAUCGACAUCAAACAGAUGAACUUGAUGUACAAGUGUAGCGGUGGCGGUGGCGGUGGUGGUGGCGGUGGUGGU
This is a messenger RNA of Exaiptasia diaphana, 725 nucleotides long. RefSeq names its product zinc metalloproteinase nas-4. Lineage: Eukaryota; Metazoa; Cnidaria; Anthozoa; Actiniaria; Aiptasiidae. The record is from RefSeq and is a predicted model, not a curated record. Gene Ontology annotation, biological process: proteolysis. Gene Ontology annotation, molecular function: metalloendopeptidase activity; zinc ion binding.